AUGACCAAGAGGGAACUUGAUCAGGAUGACAUCCUAGACUCCGAGCCAAAGAAGACAAGCAUUCCUGUAGAAUCCUGGAAAAUGGUGAACAUGGAAAAUCCCAUGAAGAAGUAUACUGAACUGGAAAAUAUUGGCAGUCUUGACUGCAGCGAGGAGGAGGACGUGGAAGAAGACAGUCUUGUCUCUCAAGUGGCCAUAAAGAAAAUAAAUCUCCAAGGACUGAGGAAGAAGGGACUAAGAAUCAAUGAACUCAUGGUCCUGAAGAAGAAUAGGAAUCCCAACGUGGUUACCUGUUUAGACAGCUACCUUGUGGAUGAGCAAUUGUGGCUGGUGAUGGAGUACAUGGACGGAGGCACUCUGAGUGAUGUUAUCAGCCAGACCUACCUGUCUGAAGACGAGAUGGCAGCCAUCAGUCGGGAGUGCCUGCAAGGACUGGAUUUUCUUCAUUCCAACCAUGUCAUCCAUCGAGAUGUGAAGAGCUGCAACAUCCUUCUCAGAACUGACGGCUCUGUCAAGCUGGCUGACUUUGGCCUUUCUGCUCAGCUCACCCCUGAGCAGAGAAGACGGUGCUCAGUGGCCGGCACUUCUGGGUGUAGGGUGCCUGAAGUCGUGACAGGUCAACCAUAUGGCCCCAAAAUGGACAUAUGGUCUUUUGGAAUUGUGGGCAUCGAAAUGGUGGAACGAGAAGUUCCUUCCUGGAAUGAAAUUCCUGUCUUGACAGACGAGGCGCGGCGCUGGUCUGCCAAGGAGCUCCUGCAGGUAAAAUGCCAAGGGGCUGUAGCAUCCAUUUGUAACAUCAGCCAAGCCAGCAUCCACCCUGUCACCACUCAUCACUUCAUUGAAGAAGAAGAUGAUGACAAAAAUGUGACAGAAGACAUAGACAUUAUCUUCAUAACUAGUGUAGAGUCACCUGAGGCGCGUAUGCAGAUGUGGCCAUUCAAAGGAGAAGGAGCCAAAGAGGGGGAAUCUGAGCAAGAGGAGCAGGAGCGUCCAGCGUUGCUCACAGAAGAGCCGGAGCCAUUCCAGACAGUGGCCAAGAAGGCCUGGGGCAUGCUGGCCAUGUGCCAGCAAUAG
Molecule: messenger RNA, 1074 nt
Organism: Poecile atricapillus (Black-capped chickadee)
Lineage: Eukaryota; Metazoa; Chordata; Aves; Passeriformes; Paridae
Product: serine/threonine-protein kinase PAK 3-like
Exons: 12
Coding region: 1-1074 (357 amino acids)
Biological process (GO): protein phosphorylation; regulation of actin cytoskeleton organization; regulation of axonogenesis
Cellular component (GO): cytoplasm
Molecular function (GO): ATP binding; protein serine/threonine kinase activity
Source: RefSeq, a predicted model, not a curated record